AUGCCCGGGCACCACGCGGAAAAAGGAAAUGGUGAUGGCAGAAGAAAUAAUGACAAAAACACCACGAUUUCCGAGGGUCUUAUUUCAUUGGAUGGAGAGAUGUCUUCUUUUGAUGACGCCAUCGACAAGCAAAAUUAUCACAAGGGGAAUGGUAGUUUUGGCCUUCCGAGGUAUGUGCCGCGAUAUCCGUUUGAUCAGAGCCGCCGUGAAAGUGUUCUAAACGUUCCCUGGCAUCUGCGCAAACCGGGGGGGUUGGAACAGUGUACGUUUUUUGAUUCGUUUCGUUCUGUGAAAUUUUGGAGGCAGUCGGAGUUUGCGCUACGCAUCACACUCUUUGCCGUUCUACUCCCUGCCUCACUUAUUGCGGCGGAGUUACCCAACUCGCCAUUUGUAUCAAAGACGCACUGUCUUUCUGCGGCUGUGCUGGCUUCCAAGGUGACGGUGGGUGAGGGUCUAGCAUACGUGGUCACCUGGACUCGUGCUGGUUGUAUCUGGCUGCCGCUUGCCACUAUUGGGGCAGCUGCCAAUCUUGGUAAUUAUAUCAUAGGAUGGUGUUUCUUCUACACCCUGUUGUUGUUUCUUAUGGCGACAUUCACGGAAAACAUGGUUCGACGUAUCUGUCUUCUUUUGUUUAACAGUUGCAUGUUUGGAAUUCUUAUGGAUCCUCAGCGCGGCACCGUAUACCCAUCACGGGUGAUGUCGGAUUGGUGCAUUGGCACAGGUCUUUGUCUUGUCGCCACCUUUCUGCCCUACCCGGUUUUUUCGAAAAAUAAAGCCCAUCGCGCUCUUGCUGAAAUUGCUCGAAACACAGGCACGGCGUUGACUGGCAUGUCUUCCUGCUUCUGGUCAGAAUCGAAUGUUACGCGGAAUAUGGCAAUGACCAAAGUCCGCAUGAUGACCGCGGCAAUCGAUCUGCUGAUGCAAAGAUUUCGUACCGCACAUGAGGAUUCCUUUUAUGAGUUUAUUUUUGAGGGUUUUGAGCCGUGGGAGGUACGGGAAGCCAAGGUGAAACUCUUUGAACGACUUCGUGCGAACCUAAGAGGGUUGUCUAGGGUUCUUGACAUUCUAGAGUCCAAGCCGUGGGUGGUUGAUGAUUCGGAGAGGUCACGGGCCUUUGGAGCGCUGAUACAACAACAUGUUUUGCGCUUCUCAAACUCGCUCGAUAAACUCACCGAGGAACUUGCCUCCACCAGCUCCUUUGGGCAGAUAAGGCAGCUUCACGGUCAUUUUGUCGAAUUGAAUGACGUCACAGUGAAACUCCAACACGAAUUUGACCAGGCCCGUCGAAGACUUUUUUACGAGAAUAAACCCGGUACUUUGGAGGAAUUUGUCCCGCUGAUGACGUUUUUUAUCUUCUCCAUCGUUAACUUCCGGGACACCAUGCUGCAGUUUGAUUCCGAGGUACAACGCAGGAAGCACCUUCUGAGAAAUUCCAUCAAGAGAGUUGUGGAUAAAACCAUGUUGGAGCCUAUCCAAUACACUUUUCGCUUUUGCCGGCGACUUGUGACGCAGUGGCGUCGUAGGGAAAUUCAAAGCUUGAUCGAAGCUGCGAAGGUGAGUGCGGCGAUGAUAUUAACCGUUGGUUUUUCGUUUCUUAUCGGGAUUGACAAGAAGUCACUUUCUGGGCCAAAUAUCAUUGCUUUUGUUUCUGGUGCCAAUCCUGUUGAAGCCCUGCAAGCCUCCAUCGUGCGACUCACGGCUUGUAUUCUCGGUACUGUGAUGGGCUUCUUUGCGGGGUCGUAUUCCUCAACAGCCGUCCAAAAGGUCGCCUCUCUGUGCGUACUCAUGUUUCUAGGCACAUUUUUCCGCACCGACAAAGACUAUGGUAUCAUGGCGGUGUACGCCAUGUUUGUGUUGAUUCCUUUAGACACUGUGGGCCAUACGACAACGGAAGAUACGUUGGCUCGCAUGAACCAAAUCACUUUUGGUAUUCUUAUUUAUGUGUCCAUCAGUGUUAUCGUACUUCCACUAAGUCCCGGUCUUAUCCUUCGCAAGAAACGCAUCAACAUCCUUUUACGCGUGAGCGAGGCAUUGACUUCGCUUUGUGAUAUGUUUUCAGAGCCUCUUCCAAUUGAUAGCAUGCAUUGCGGCACUCUCCCUAUUUACAGAGAAUCCAUCGUUCUUGAUGAACAUUAUGAAAGUAGCAAUUUGCCUGACGCAGAUUUUUUAAAAAAUGCGAGUACGCGUCUCAUGGUACGUGUAGAUCGUCCCAUGUUGAAAAUCAGUGAACUCCUGGACGAAAUUGAGGGCCGCCUUGAGGCAACUUAUCCGUUUAUGGGAUUCGCUCGUGCGGAACGCGGGAUUGUGGAUGCGGAUUAUCCAGCAAAGUCAUGUGAAAAAACAACAUAUCAUCUUUAUCGCAUCGUAAGCUUGUUGAGGACAGCUUGGUGCAGUUGGGAAGUUUUGAGAACUCAGAAACAUUAUGCUCCGGAUACAAGACAUGUACUCCAUUGCCUGCAGCCGAUUGCUUGGGAUGUCUGCCGCUCAUUUCAACGAUUUGUUGGCAUGCUUUGUUAUAGCCUGCGAAAUCCUCAGGUGUCAUUGGAAAUGGAGCUUAUCCAAGUUGUUCUGGAGCUUAUUCAGGCCACCGAGGAACUCCACCUUCGUAAGAAUCAAAUGAUGCUUUUUAUUAUAUGCAAUUCUGUGGAGAAACAUGUACGUUACAAAAAAGAGCCUGAUUUUUUCACCGCGGACGUAACAACCGUGCAAUCGGCACCCCACAAAGAAAAGGGGUUGAUGGCACUGGGCGGACUCGGCAGAAAACGGGUAGACGACGGGGGGUCUAUUCUUCCUCUUCUUCGAAAGGGCACAAAAGCCAAUCUAGAAGAAGACGACUCGCCCGAGCCCCCGGAGUCGGUGGCUCUUUCAGAUAACUUUGUUAUGCCUAUCACGGGGGCAGAUGCGGAAGGGCUUCAUUCCUUCACGUUGAGCAUGCAGAUGUUUGCGGAUGAAACGAAAAAGUUGUUGAUGUGCCUGGAGGAAAUGCUGGACCACUUGCGGAAAAAAAUGUAA
Trypanosoma cruzi is the source of this 3012-nucleotide messenger RNA. RefSeq lists its product as uncharacterized. NCBI's taxonomy places the organism in Eukaryota, Euglenozoa, Kinetoplastea, Trypanosomatida, Trypanosomatidae. The record is from RefSeq and is a predicted model, not a curated record. Gene Ontology annotation, biological process: transmembrane transport. Gene Ontology annotation, molecular function: transmembrane transporter activity. Bases 1 to 3012 code for a protein of 1003 amino acids. Gene Ontology annotation, cellular component: plasma membrane. The transcript has a single exon.